Molecule: messenger RNA, 1076 nt
Organism: Camellia sinensis
Lineage: Eukaryota; Viridiplantae; Streptophyta; Magnoliopsida; Ericales; Theaceae
Product: glutathione S-transferase T1
Source: RefSeq, a predicted model, not a curated record
AGCUCAGCUCAGCUGAAGCCUCAAAAACCAGAUUGAAAAAUCACGAUACAUACAGAGAAACACUCUGAUUCCUGAUUACCAAACACUGUAAUUGAUUUGAGAGAGCGAGAUUGAGAAGAUGAGGCUAAAACUGUACGUUGAUCGAAUGUCACAACCAUCUCGCGCUGUUCUCAUCUUCUGCAAGGUAAAUGGGAUAGAUUUUGAGGAGAUUAAAGUCGAUUUGGUUAAACGUGAACACUUGAAUCCUGAAUUUAAAGAAAUAAACCCUAUGAGACAAGUGCCAGCAAUAGUUGAUGGAAGGUUUAAGCUGUUUGAGAGUCAUGCAAUUCUUAGGUAUCUUGCUUGUGCAUUUCCUGGAGUAGCUGAUCACUGGUAUCCAUCUGAUCUAUUCAAAAGGUCAAAGAUCGAAUCAGUGUUGGAUUGGCAUCACUCUAAUUUACGCCGUGGUGCAGCUACUUAUGUUCUAAAUACUACGCUUGCACCUGCGCUUGGCCUUCAAUUGAAUCCACAAGCUGCUGCUGAAGGUGAAAAACUAUUGUUUGCAUCACUUGCAAAGAUUGAAUCUAUUUGGUUGAAGGGGAAUGGUCGGUUUUUGCUGGGAAGCUCUCAACCAUCCGUAGCAGAUCUGAGCCUAGUUUGUGAAAUAAUGCAACUAGAGGUUUUGGAAGAGAAGGAUCGUGAUCGAAUAUUAAAUCCAUACAAGAAAGUUCAGCAGUGGAUGGAAGAUACGAAGCGCGCAACGAGGCCUCAUUUUGAGGAAACGCAUGGAAUCCUCUUCAAAGUGAAAGCAAAGCUACAAAAGCAGCAGUUGUUGGGAGCUAAUAAUGCAACCAAUUCUAGUAUAAAAACUUCAUUGCAGUCGAAGAUGUGAGUACUGUUAUGAAAUGUAUGUUUCAAAUCUGUAGUACUCUCUAUCUGGUACCGGGCCCUGUGAUCAUAUGGUGAAAGGAAAUGUAGACACAGCCAAGCAUAAGACUGUUGUACUCGGAACUUUUUAUGUUGUUUUUUUGAAAUUUGUAGUGGAACUUGUGCAUGUGUUGAAUAAAAGCCCACCAGAUUGGCAUUGUUUAAGAUUA